GUGUGACCUUUAGUUUGGUUAACUUGAUUGUUGCAAACGCAACGUUAGCAUACUAGCUAGCGUAGCACAAGCUAACUUAGCUAGCACUGGUGUAUUCCAUUCGUUAGCUCGAAUCAAACUUUGCAAAAGUUUAACAACAUUUAUGCAUGUAGUAAACAUUGGCUUAGAUCAAAAUAGGCGGCUUAAGAUGUUAUUUAUCCAGCUAACGUAUCAUUAACUAGUUAACAUAGCCGUUUAUUACGUGAGUGGUCUGGUUUGCGGGUCGCUGGGAAGUGUAAGUUUUAAUGUUAUAAGGUUAGAAUAUGACACACUGAGUCUUUUCUAUUUGCUGCCUCAAAACACCGAAGCAGCAAUAUUUUUACAGACGUUUCCGCCAGUUUUCCGUAAGCAGGUGGGGGCUGUUCAGGUGAGAGUACACGGAAGUGACUCGCCAGCCCGCCUCGUUACAGACCGCAAGUUAAAGAGUCAAAGUCCACCCGUGGCUUACUUAUCAGUUUCUGUCAUACAGCGUAUCUGAGACGCCAGCUUUAUGCGGAUGUUGUAGCUGUACAGUGUUCGUGUGGUGUGUCUAUUUUGGUGGAUUACCUUCGACUUUUAUACAGAACGGCCGCAUUCCUUGUGAUGCAGACAUAGAGAGGCUGACACUGAACGAAGGUUACAUCAACGGGUCACAUCACUACAGGAUGGAGCCUGGUCAGAUGGUGCAGGAGACAUACACAGUGGAGGAGGAACCCCAGGAGUCACUACCUGUUGUCUCUGUGGAGACAAAUGAAGAUGGGUCCACGCGGCGCACAGAAACCACGGUAAAGAAAGUAGUGAAGACCACCACCACUCGCACAGUCAUCCCCUCUGUGUCAGACACACUUUCCCUGGAUGGCGGGGGCUCAGUGACAGGUAUGGGUGGCUACACUACACCCGUGGUCUACAGACAGGGACCCGGAGCUGGGGUACCCAUGGACUACCCUACUCACACUGUGCCCCGCAACUACCACUAUGGACCACCAGGCGGCUACGACGACUAUCGCUCUGGACCCCCAUCUGACACCUACGCAAGCCUUAACAGGGGAGUCCGCAUGGACGAACGCUAUAGACCCGUCCAUCCAGACGGUUACAGAACUCUGGAUCCAAACUACAGAGCCCACAGCAGGAACCAGCUGGACCCCUAUGCUGCUCAGCCACAGGUUGGGCGCAUGGGAAGUGCCAUGGAGCUAUCCUCCAUCCCGAGGUUUGUCCCAGAGCCGUACGGUCUGGAGGACGAUCAGCGCAGCAUGGGUUAUGAUGAGCCAGACUAUGGACUGGGACACCCGAUGCACUACAGCACCGUGCCCCGCAAUCACCACGCAUUCCCUCACGGACCCCCCCGCAGGACUGGGAGUUACGAGGGCACCUUGGAUGGUGACAUGAGCGGUCCAGGGGACAUGUACUAUUGGGGAGGAGGAGCACCGUUGGCCCAGGGUGAAAGAGGUAGCAUGGCUUCGCUGGACAGCACUCUAAGGAAAGGUCCCGGCCCCGGUGGCUGGCGUCAGCCUGAGUUGCCAGAGGUCAUUGCCAUGCUCAACUACAGGCUGGACCCCGUCAAGAGCAACGCAGCUGCAUACCUGCAGCAUCUCACAUAUAAGAAUGAUAAAGUCAAGUCUGAUGUGCGUCGUCUGAAAGGCAUCCCAGCGUUGGUCGCUAUGCUUGACAACCCAAACAAAGAGGUUCACUAUGCAGCCUGUGGAGCACUGAAGAACAUCUCGUAUGGCAAAGAUCCAGACAACAAGAUUGCCAUCAAGAACUGUGACGGAGUGCCUGCUCUGGUCAGGCUGCUGAGAAAGACCCGCGACCAGGACCUCACUGACACCAUCACAGGGACUCUGUGGAACUUGUCGUCCCACGACUCUGUGAAAAUGGAGAUAGUGGACCACGCACUGCACGCCCUGUCCGACGAGGUGAUGGUGCCCCAUUCAGGCUGGGAGCGAGGGAGCAAUGGAGCAGGAGGAGGGGAGGAGAACUGCAAGCCCAGGCAUCUUGAGUGGGAGACGGCCCUCACCAACACAGCAGGCUGUCUGAGAAAUGUGAGUUCAGAGCGGAGUGAAGCGAGGAGGAAGCUGAGGGAGUGCACAGGAUUGGUCGAUUCGCUCAUGUACAUCGUCCAAUCCCAGAUUGACUGUAAAGACGUCGACAAUAAAUUGAUAGAGAACAGCGUGUGCCUGCUGAGAAACUUGUCCUAUCAGGUGCAUCGCGAAAUCCCUGGCUGUGAGCGCUACCAGGAAGCCGUGCCCCUCAACCAAGGCCCCGCCUCCUCCAGUCAGAAGGGUGGCUGCUUCAGCUCCCGCAAGAGCAAAGAUGAGUGGUUUUCAAAAGGUAAGAAAGAUGAGGAUGCCGCUGCAGAUGUAAUAGACAUUCCAAAGAGGACCACACCUGCUAAAGGCUAUGAGCUGUUGUACCAGCCGGAGGUGGUCCGCAUCUACACCUCUCUGCUAAAGGAGUCCAAGAACCCCACUGUGCUGGAAGCCUCAGCUGGAGCUGUUCAGAACCUGUGUGCUGGACGCUGGACCUACGGGCGAUACAUCCGUGCCUUACUGCGUCAGGAGAAGGGUCUACCCAUGAUGACUGAACUACUGGCCCACGGCAACGACCGUGUAGUUCGCGCCAUGUCUGGAGCCCUCCGUAACCUGGCCAUUGAUGCCCGCAACAGAGAUCUACUAGGCAAACAUGCGGUGCCUCACCUCGUGGCCAACCUGCCUGGCGGUGGUCAGAGUCAGCCAGUGCGAGCGCUGUCAGAAGAGACGGUGGUGUCUGUAUUGAGCACACUCCAUGAGGUGCUGGGCUCCAGCCUGGAAGCAGCCAAGAACCUCAGGGCCUCACAGGGAAUCGAGAGACUGGUGCUCACUAACAAGCACGGUAACCGUUCUGACCGGGAGGUGCGUGCAGCUGGCCUGGUGCUGCAGACAGUGUGGGGCUACAAGGAGCUGCGGCGCACUCUUGAGAAGGAUGGCUGGAAGAAGACGGACUUCAUGGUCAACUUAAACCCUCCUGGCAACAACACCAGAGCCAAUGGAGGAUAUGAGGACAGCACUCUGCCGCUCAUAGACAAAGGUGGCAAAGAGGACCGGGAAAUGAUUCCAAUGAAUGACUUGGGACCAGAUGCCUACUCCACACUGGACCAGAGAGGGAGAAGGAACACUCUGGAUAACACACUCGAAUCUGCUGACAAAGAUGGAGUACAGGGUGGGAUGUAUGGGGAGAGGCAGGCCUCUUUGCCUCUAAUGGAUUCUUACGAUGGUUAGGCUACACCCACUGUCACACUGCAUGUCAGUGCAUGAAAAACUGAUUGUGUGCAUCACAAGACGACAGCCUCCUCCCACCUACUGCCCUUGCUGAACUGACAAUGAGGGAUGAAAACACUACCAAUGGGACUGAACUCCAUCCGUAACACUCAGCUUUUCUGUCUCUCUUCACUCUCUUGCAGCUUCUCUCUCUUUCUCUUUAUUACAUUCCUCCAUUGCAGCUGACAAACUAUUGAAACUACAUGGAAAAACUGACCUGGAUCUGCCCUCCCUGUGGACAAACUGGAUAAAACACUAUGACCACUUUGUGCUCCGAGAGUUACUGAACUCCAAAACACUAACCACUUGAUUUGAUGGCUCUGCGACAACACUACACCUCCAUGCAACAACACUACAACUUGCCUGGAGGAGACUAAUCCUCUUUGCGAUGAAAAAGCAGAGACUAUGGCCUCAUUUGAGAACUUUUCUAUCUCCUAGAGGCGUAAGCGUAGCCCAAUUAAACGGAUUAGAAAGAACUGUGGGCAUCAGAAAAGGACACUUUUUGGUGAAAUCUUACAUAAAUUGCCACUACACUAUGUUUCAAAGAAAUUGAGGGAAUGUGUCUUUUUUUCCCCUGUUUCUCUAGUAGUUGAAUACUCCAUCAAAAAAAUAUUUCCUGUCAAUAAGAAUGUGAGUUAAUUAUCUAAUCAGAUAUGUGUAAAGCGUUUGCUUCUGUUUUGGUAGUGGUUAUUCCUCUUCUUGCUUUGCUCUGUACCACAGUAAUGUGCCAAAUGACACUGCUACUGCUGCGACUGCCAAUAUUGAUUGCAAGAACUUUACACACACAGACUUUAUACAGCAUCUACACUGAAAACUGUCAUCUGCUUUGUUUUGUGUGCAGUUUGUGACAGCAGUCUGUUGCCGAGAUGCAUGGGAAUGGAACAUUUUCGGUAUUUGAUUGUGAUCCAUAGAGUGGAGGUCCUAGUAUGGAUAUUCCUACAACUAAACAGAGAGACAGCUUAUUUUCCCCCUCGGCUGGGAUAGACAGUCCUGUCCGGUGCUCCUAAGGUUUCUGUUAAAUGUAAGCCCCUCGACUUUGUAAUACGCAGGAGAUAUCACAGUUUUCAGUGGGUACAUUUCCUUAUUUCCCUUUAUUUGUAGGUCUGUAAUCUUAUGAACGUGUACAUGUAAGAGCAUCUGUGUGGGCCAACUGGAGUGCUUCACUCAUUCAGGAUAGGUUUGAUGGGUUUGUCCAACAUGACAGGGGUAACCAAUCAAGGUAUCUUUUUUCAGCAGAUAACUAACUAGUUGGGAAUACUGUAUAUGGAACUCAGCAGUUUUCUAUUUUGCAAGAUAAUGGAAUAUGUGAACUUUUAUGUAUGUAAGACUUGAUUCUUGUUAUUGGGAUUGUUUUUUAUAAGGUAUAAAACUCUUGAGUUCUGUAUAAUUUACUGCUACCCAGAGCCUGUCUGGCUUUAAGACUACAGAGUAGUACAUGGGAGAAGACACAGUAUUGUGUGUUUUUGCCUGCAUUUCUUAAGUACAGCGCUUGUUCUGUAGAAGAAUGCAUAUUCUUAGUGCCGAGUGAGAUGUAGAUACUUACUGAGUGGAUGAUUAAAAGAAGCACUAGGGGGUAUAAUGUGUGUUUUUCCUUUUUCUUCCCCCUCCUUUUUUUUUCAUUUUUUUCAUUUUUUUUUUUUUUUUUACCAAAAAACCUUUCCUUUAUUUGUUUUCCAUGCCAAUUGAAACACGACAGAGAAUGCCUCGCUUUCUCAAAGCAACAAGUUGCCUUCAAGAGUGUCCUGACUAAAAGAGGAGAAUAGAGGGUAGGCAAGGGUGUUAGAAGAUCCGUGUAGGAGGCAUAGACCAAUCUGCUAGUAGAUAAUGUGGAAAGUAAAAGCACAUUUAAACUAUAUAUACAAGAGAAUAUUUGAUAAUUUUAAUGGUUUUAUGUAUUUCUUUUGUUAUUGAUUUGGGUUUUGAUUGUUUUGGGUGUUCUGGGUGGACGCAUAUGCAAUCAGUUUUUGAUGUUUAGAUUGAAAACAUUCAUGUCUUAAUUAAAUACAAAACGAGUUAGCUCAAUAAAAUCCUCCAACACAGUCAUCAGAUACUGGAACGCGAAUGGAAAAAAUCUGAUCCUGGAUUACACCAUAAUCACUUUGCCUUGGCUCUUAAAGUUGCACAUUCUCAUUUAUGAAUGAAUUAUGUAACUAGCAAUACUGUUUUUAAUAAAAAAGAAAAUGAUUUCUCAGA
This is a messenger RNA of Scatophagus argus, 5504 nucleotides long. It is a transcript of the gene ctnnd1, whose product is annotated as catenin (cadherin-associated protein), delta 1. The transcript has 22 exons. The coding region runs from base 684 to 3272 and encodes 862 amino acids. NCBI's taxonomy places the organism in Eukaryota, Metazoa, Chordata, Actinopteri, Scatophagidae. Gene Ontology annotation, molecular function: cadherin binding. Gene Ontology annotation, biological process: cell-cell junction assembly; cell-cell adhesion. The record is from RefSeq and is a predicted model, not a curated record. Gene Ontology annotation, cellular component: adherens junction; plasma membrane; cytoplasm.